AUGACAACACUCAUCAUCAGGAGCGUCAUAACAACAAGAACCGUUCAUUUCUUCCCACUACUAAUGGCACUAGUUUUACUUAGAAGAUCGUGUUCCAAUGCAUUCGUCGUUGUCAAUCAGGUGCCACCAAAAUUCGUUUCGCGUCGAUUAUUGCCACCACCACGACUAAUAACGAUACGGCAUGCCAGUGUCACGGGCGGUGUGUAUCAAGAAACAGACGACAGUAGUAGUCCGACGGUGACCCUCUUUACCAAGGAAGGAUGUACGUUAUGUGACAAAGUCAAGGAUGUGCUCCAAGAAGUGCGGGAGGAACUGCCACACAGCUUGGACCAAGUCGAUAUCACGGAUGAACAACACGCAAACUGGUUUGGAAAAUACAAGUACGAUAUUCCCGUCCUUCAUUUGAAUGGACAAUACUGGCUGAAGCAUCGUACCACAAACGAAGAAGCUCUGGAGGGAUUACAAGAGGCGCGAGAUGGGACCUUUCAAGCCAAACCUGGAGAACCCAAUGCGGAAGCCAUGGAACGGAACUAG
Seminavis robusta is the source of this 534-nucleotide messenger RNA. NCBI's taxonomy places the organism in Eukaryota, Bacillariophyta, Bacillariophyceae, Naviculales, Naviculaceae. The record is from the annotation of a GenBank genome assembly.